AUGAUCCUGUCUGACCCUGCGGUCGGUGAGCAGACCAUUCAAACCUUCGAAGCCUUCGAGCUUGCGAACACAUCGCAAUCUGGAUCAAAAGCUUCUGCUGGGGCGUCUUUCCUGGCGCUUAACCCUGACACUUCCAGUGACGCCGAAAUAGCUCUGGUGCCAUCACUUGAGACACCGUCGGAGGCAUCUUCUGUCCGAGACCACUACUCCAACCAUGACACGUCGCAGAGUGGUCUGAUCUUACACCCGGUGGAUGGUGGCUACCACGCUUGGUCGUUUGUUUUAGGUGCUGCCCUAGUUGAGGCUCUUGUCUGGAGCUUCCCAUUUGCUUUCGGUAUAUUCCUUGCUGCCUAUUUACAGGAUGAAGACCUCAUUUCUCAGCCCCACGCUGAGACGUAUCUUCCGCUCAUCGGCACUUUAGCUUCAGGCAUCAUGUAUUGUUCUGGUCCUCUCGUCUUUCCAUACAUUGCCAAUCACCCGCAGCAUAGACGUCCGUGCAUGUGGAUUGGAACUUUUCUUUGUUGGGCAAGUCUAUUCGGCGCCAGUUAUGCACGCAAAGUUUAUCAGCUCCUCAUCUUGCAAGGUGCCUUAUAUGGUCUCGGAGGAGUGUUUCAUCCUUGUAUCUCCCUCCUAUCGGAAUGGUUUGUAAGACGUCGCGGUUUAGCGAACGGCAUCCUCUUUACUGGUUCUGCCGCAGGUGGCCUUGUCCUACCUUUCAUCAUCCCCCCUCUCUUGGACUCGUAUGGGCCGUACAAGACGCUCCGAAUCUUAUCUAUUGUCAUUCUCCUUCUUCUCAUCGUAUCUCUCAUGCUCAUCAAGCCUCGGUUGCCUGAGAAUAGGAUCAGAGGGCCUGGUCCCAGGACAGACCCGUCGUCUGUAUGGUUGAAAAGUUGGUCCUGGUGGGGUCUCAUGCUUGCCAACACAAUACAGGGCUUCGCAUUCUUCGUCCCAAUGCUGUGGGUUCCAACAUUCGCAUCUGCCCUUCAUCUGAGUUCUUCAAUGUCAUCGUUGGCGCUUGCACUUCUCAACGGUUCUUCGGCGCUUGGCCCCCUUGUCGUUGGGAGUCUGUCCGAUCACUUUACUCCUUGGCUUAUAGCCCUUAUCACGGCGAUAUUAUCUUGCAUAUGUACCUUCGUCUUUUGGGGUGCCAUAGGAAAUGUUGCGGGCUUGAUGAUAUUUGGUGCCACGUACGGUCUCGUCGCAGGCGGCUGGAGUACCCUGUGGUCAGGAUUUGUCCGCAAGAUCUCAAAAGACGACCCGUCCCUCUCGAUGUCGUUGUAUGGCUUCCUGAUGCUCACGCGUGGGCUCGGAAACGUAUUGUCGACACCCGUCUCGACACGCCUAGCAAGCUUAUCUUCAACCAUCACGGCCACUGGGUAUAAAAUGACUGGAUUUGACCUCGAAGGAGGUAGAUUCGGAAAAUUGAUUGUAUAUGUUGGGACUUGCUAUGCAGCUGCUGCUAUCAUCGCCCUCAUUGGUUGGGGUGGUGAGACGAUUGCAGCAAGAAGACAUUCGUGA
Heterobasidion irregulare TC 32-1 is the source of this 1518-nucleotide messenger RNA. RefSeq names its product MFS monocarboxylate transporter. Bases 1 to 1518 code for a protein of 505 amino acids. NCBI's taxonomy places the organism in Eukaryota, Fungi, Basidiomycota, Agaricomycetes, Russulales, Bondarzewiaceae. Gene Ontology annotation, molecular function: transmembrane transporter activity. Gene Ontology annotation, cellular component: fungal-type vacuole membrane. The transcript is spliced from 9 exons. The record is from RefSeq and is a predicted model, not a curated record. Gene Ontology annotation, biological process: transmembrane transport.